AUGGAGGUAGCGGAUCCAGUCCUCCUCGCUCUCGUCCAAGACUUGCAUGAGGUGUGCAGCGCAGGGCUGGAUGCGGUGGCGCAUGUGGCUCCACUGGCUACCUCGUCGCCGAUGGGCUUUCUUGGCGUCAUUACCCUCGGCGAGCGGAAGGCCUGGCUGGCCAAGGUUGCGGAUGCUGAUCAUGUCGAGCGGGCCCCAUCCGCGAGGGCCUACUGCGUCCGCGUCGGCAACGCAUGGGUUGAUGUCCUCCUCUUGACCCUCGAGUGCAAGUUGAGGGAGGCGCGAUCGUUUGUGGCGUCGUCACGGAAAAAGUCGCUUGCUGGCGCUCUGCGUAGCCUUGAGACCUGGGCCGCCGAAGUUCACACCUCGCUCGCCUCGGCGCGUAUCGAGUCCGCUGUCGACGAGGCCCUCGGCGAUGCCGACGCUGAGGUGGAAAAGGCAGCAAGCCCGAGUCCGGUGCCGACCGCGAUGCCAUCGACUGUGCUGUCGGCGAGUCGGGAGCAGACGCCCGCCACGCCACCACCAGUUCCGGCGUUGCCCAGCUCGCCGAUCCUAGCUGUGCUUUCGACUCGCAGCGAGGUGACGCCGCUUCAGUCGGUGGAGGAGAUUGAGGGCUGGAUAGCGGCCGGCGAAGCCAACCGCGAGGCAAUGCAGGCCGAGGGCGUGACGGCGACCGCGGCGCUCAAAGUGUGGCGGGAGGAGCAAGCCCGCGCAGCGGUGCUGCGGGCGACGCUGGCACAUAUUGCAGGAGAGCUGCGACAGCUGCAAACCGACGGCAAGUGA
Thecamonas trahens ATCC 50062 is the source of this 783-nucleotide messenger RNA. RefSeq lists its product as uncharacterized. The record is from RefSeq and is a predicted model, not a curated record. The transcript has a single exon. NCBI's taxonomy places the organism in Eukaryota, Apusomonadida, Apusomonadidae. Bases 1 to 783 code for a protein of 260 amino acids.